Molecule: messenger RNA, 3645 nt
Organism: Xenopus tropicalis (tropical clawed frog)
Lineage: Eukaryota; Metazoa; Chordata; Amphibia; Anura; Pipidae
Gene: mgat2l
Product: alpha-1,6-mannosyl-glycoprotein 2-beta-N-acetylglucosaminyltransferase like
Exons: 2
Coding region: 167-1432 (421 amino acids)
Biological process (GO): oligosaccharide biosynthetic process
Cellular component (GO): membrane; Golgi stack
Molecular function (GO): alpha-1,6-mannosylglycoprotein 2-beta-N-acetylglucosaminyltransferase activity
Source: RefSeq, a predicted model, not a curated record
GCUGUACGAUUGGCUGCUGUGGGAGGAGCUCAUAGCGAACCCAGUGUGGCUCUCGGUGUGUGAGGGUGAGGGUGAGCGGCUCCGGGGCUGAAGGGACUCAAACACCGAGAGAGGAGCCGGGAACCCGCCCCAGGGCAGCUCAGCAGCGGUAACUUUAGGCCCAACCAUGAGGCUGACGCUGCACAAGAAGAAGAUCGCCUCCCUGGUGCUGGUUCUGUUCGCCGGCGCUGGUUUGCUCCAUCUCUCCACCCGGCAGAACGAGGGCAACUUCCAGCUAACAACCCCGGGCCCCAGCGAGGGCAAUAACCCCCGGGGCUUCCGGCUGCCGGCCGGCCCCCCGCUGCAGAUGAGACUGGGCGCUUACCGGAACAACCUGCGCCAACCUGUUCUGAACGCCGACCGGUUCCCUUCUCGCCCCGAGCUGGUGGUGGUGGUGCAGUUCCGGGGGGGGCCGGGCAGCGGCGCUCGAUUGCGCCUCCUAGCGGAGUCCCUGCGGGCGGCGGGGCCCCGGGCCAACGGGCGCCUCCUAUUGGUGCUCAGUAUGGAGAAGCCGUGCCGCGAGGUGGCCGACGCCAUGCUCUCCAUAGACUUCUGCCGGGUUCUGCCCCUCUACUUCCCCUACAGCCUGAGCUUCUACCCCGAGGAAUUCCCGGGGGCUGACCCCAACGAUUGCCCCAGGGACCUGUCCAAGGAGUCUGCCCUCCAGCGGCGGUGCAACAACGCCGAGUUCCCCGACAGCCACGGGCACUACAGGGAGGCGCCGUUUGCCCUGGACAAGCACCACUGGUGGUGGAAGCUCCAUUUCACGUGGGAGCGGGUGCGGGAGGUGAGUGGCUACGGGGGGUACGUAGUGUUCCUGGAGGAGGGCAGUUACCUGCUCCCUGAUUGGCAGCACAUGUUGCGCCUAAUGCAGAAGCAGUGCCAGGAGGAAGGGUGUCAGCUGCUCAGCCUGGGGGGCACCGCCAGUCCCGACCCUUCCCCCGACCCCCAGCACACGGAAGUAAGCGGCUUUGUGGCGCCGAAGCACCGUUCCGCCGUGGGUAUGCCCCGCCCACUCUACUACCAGCUGAUGGGGUGCCUGACAGAAUUCUGCACCUACGACGAUUACAACUGGGACUGGAGCCUGCAGCACCUCUCCGCCUCCUGCCUCUCCCACCCGCUCAAGGUGCUCAGCGCCCGCCUCCCCCGGGUGCUCAACCUGCCCUCCGUCCCCAAAGAGGGUGAAUGCGGGCGCAGUGGGGCGUGUCCCAGCACCGACGCCGCGUCCCAAAAUCUCAGGGAGCAGGUCCGGCAGCUGAGUGGCCGCCUCUUCCCAAAAACCAUAACGGUGGCCAGUCGGCAGCAGGAGGUGCGCAACCCCCCCCAAACCAAGAACGGCGGCUGGGGGGACAUUAGGGACCACGCUCUGUGCCAAUCGUACGCCAGGCUCUGAUGGCCCCGCCCCCAAUACCGUUCCCAGACGCGGUCCUUACGGAUUUAACUGUGACCAAAGUUCAGGAAUUAUCUCAGGAAUUGAAUUGCACAAGAGACCAAAUGCCCCCAAAUUGCUGCUUUUUGUACUUGGCUCCGCCCUCUGGCGCAUUCACCGCCCCCGUGCCUUUAGCGAUGGGCGCGGCCUUGCAGAUGAUUGGUCCCCGGAGCGGCGAAGGGUUUUACACACUUUAAAGCUCUUUCUGGAAAGACAGAAAUGGAUUUUUAUUUCGUAAAAUUGUCUUUGUUUUUACACUGAUUCUACCAUUUCCCUCUUGGUGCCCCCCCUGCCGGGGCAACAGGGUAUUUGUUAUAUCGUAACCAAAGAAUAUAAGAACCAAAACUGACAGGGAGCCUUUGUGUGCCUUGUAGCCUGGCACUGGGUAUGUGUCAUGUGACUGACGUUCCCCCGAGCUAUGUGCCCCCGAGCUAUGUGCCCCCAAGCUAUGUGCCCCCGAGCUUUAUACCCUUGAGCUUUGUGCCCCUGAGCUUUGUGCCCCCAAGCUAUAUACCCCAAGCUUUGUGCCCCUAAGCUAUAUACCCCAAGCUAUGUGCCUUUGAGCUAUAUACACCCCAAGCUAUAUGCCCCUAAGCUAUAUACCCCAAGCUUUGUGCCCCUAAGCUUUAUACCCCAAGCUAUAUGCCCCUAAGCUAUAUACCCCAAGCUAUGUGCCUUUAAGCUAUAUACCCCAAGCUUUGUGCCCCUAAGCUAUAUACCCCAAGCUAUGUGCCCCUAAGCUAUAUACCCCAAGCUAUAUACCCCAAGCUAUAUACCUCAAGCUUUGUGCCCCUAAGCUAAAUACCCCCAAGUGCCAUACCUGUGUUCUUUGCUUUAGAACCAGAGGUGCAGGGAGUUACGUGUAUGGGGGGGGGGUUGCAGGGUUAAUGAGAGAGGGGAUUGAGGCAGUUGCUAAUGGGUUAAAGUUCCCCUUAACUUGCCCCAGGGUAGGAGAGUUUGCCCCCCAGUCUCUCCAUAUUGGAGCUGGGCAAUACGGCAGCCCCCGCACACACAGUAUUAGGGAAGGGCACACAAGGUGGUGCUGGGUGGCUCGCUCGGGGGGGGGGGGGGUGUCUCCCCUCAGCUCCCCAGGGAAACCUCUCGGUUAAUUACAGGGAUAUUCUGGGUCACAUGGUGCUCGGGGCGGCGCCUAGUCGCCGUCUCCUACGUGAUUGGCCGUGGCCCCUCCGCUACGACCGAUUCGCUCUGAUCAAAGGGGAAGUCGGCCGCUACAGCCGCACCAAUAUUUCUCUUCUGUAUUUUUAUUUUAGUCGCGUUUGGGCUCAGCCAGAGAUUCUGUUAAGGGUUAAUGUCCAACUUGUUUUUUAAUUUGUUGUGAAUAUGCUAAUUAAUGUUAAUUAAUGUAAUUACACAAUGUACCCCCCCCCCCCCCCCCCGACACUCAGGUCAUCAACCUGCCACAGCCAGUUCUUCUUUGGGGGGGGAUCUGGGCCCCUGUAAGAGGUGAAGUCAUUCAAAUGUUUUUGGGUUAACUUCCCCUUUAAAGGACAGGAGGGUAGAAAUGAAGGAUCUCUUGCCCUCCCCACUAUAGUUCAUACCACUGCGGGUCUCGUACACCAGCCCAAGGUGUGUGCCUGGCAAACAGAGGGUUAAACCGACAUUCCGCGGUUGACAGUAAAUAGAUGGGAGUGGCUGGGAGUGUUCCCUCCUAAGUACAAACUAGUGAGUCUGACCCCAGCUCGGAUCUCUCGCAGGUGGAACGGCGGCAGAACAGUCUCGCCUGCAGAAUGUCUCACUUUAACCCCUCGCUUGCUGUGCUGGGGAUUUUCCAUCAGGGCCGGGGAGAAUGUGGGCACUUCUAGAAAAACCAGUUUGUCCAUAGCAACCGUUACAGAAACGUGGAACCCACCCCCUCCUGUCAGGGGAUCAUGGGAUUUGUAUUUUUGGAACCAUUUUACUCUGUGCAAAGGCCAUGCCCCUCCCCUUAUUUAUUAAUUAUUUUUAAAGAAUAUAAAGUCACCUUGUCCCUUCCUUCUGCCCCAUUCCCUGUAAUAAAUACCCCCCCCCCUAAGUAUUGUAUAGUCAUCUGUUUGUAAUGGGGGUGGGGAGUUGUUAUUGUUUUCGGCUUCGAACAAAAUAAUUGGAUUUCUGUUGUAAAGGGGAAGUAUAUUUGUAUUCUAUCUUCUAAUUAUUUCUAUUAAAAAGACAGUACAGUA